AUGGGAGUAGUAUAAACUUGUAUUAAGUAAAAAAACUCUGAUCAUUAGAUCGAGUACAACAUUCCUACAAUUUUAAAAAGAAAACAAAUUAUAAAACACCCACAUAAAUAAAAUACUUUAAUUCCUCCACUUUCAUAGUUGGGUGAAUAUCAUGAAUCACUAGAACAAUUAGAAUUAGCAUUAUAAGAAAAUAAUAUUAAUUUAAGCAUUAAUAAAACAGCUACUUUUAAUAGCAGUAGUGCUAAUCGUUAAUCUAUAUCAUUCAAUCCUAGCUUAAAACUAUCUUUGAAUUCUACAAUUCAAAAUCCAUAAAUAAAUCAUAAUUUAUAAUAUUAAGAGUCUCUAAAGUAAAGAGAUGAAGAAGUAAUGUAAAAGAAAUAAACUUACAAAGAUUCGUAAUUUAAGAUGUGUGCAGAUAAAAAAGCUGAAAAAAAAAAACCUUAUGCUAGAAGUAUAAGUAGCAAUUCUAUAGCCUAAAGAGCUUAAAAUACUAAUAAUGAUGAUUAAUCAAUGUCAUUACAAAGGGACUCUGAAACAAACACUAAAAAAAGUAUUUUAAAAAACAAACAACAAAUUAUCACUAAUUAACUAAAAAGAGGAGUAAGCUUAAGAUAACAAUAAUAAGCAAUCAAUGAUGAUACUCAAUCUCAAAGAACAUCAAAAAGUUAAAAAAGAGUUAAAUUUGAUCCAAAAAUAUUUAGACCCAAAAACACUCAUUUCUUUUAAUGA
Paramecium pentaurelia is the source of this 729-nucleotide messenger RNA. NCBI's taxonomy places the organism in Eukaryota, Ciliophora, Oligohymenophorea, Peniculida, Parameciidae. The record is from the annotation of a GenBank genome assembly.